AUGUCGGCGGCUCGUUAUCUCGUUUCCAUCGCAGCUGCGACUUCCUCUUUGGCAGUUUUCGCCUCGAUUGUUUCUUUGGUUUAUCUUGUCAAUGAUGUCAACAACUACUACGAUGAUGUGACCAGAAACAUUGAGAACUUCAAGGACGAUGCUAACACCGUCUGGCAUCAAAUGAUGACUGUUGUCCCACAAGGAGACAAGCAACGUCAAGUUUACGAAUCAGUUUUCGGUCGUGCCAAGCGUCAAGCUCCACAAUGUAACUGCGGAGCCAACUCGGCUGCUAGCAACUGCCCAGCUGGACCACCAGGACCACCAGGAGCUCCAGGAGAGGAUGGAGACCACGGAUUGGUUGGAGAGGACGGAACUCCAGGAGCCGAUGGAAACCUUGGAGUCCCACUUUCUGCCAACGGAUGCAUCGUCUGCCCAGCUGGACCACCAGGACCACCAGGACAACCAGGAAAGGAUGGACAACGUGGAAACGACGGACAACCAGGACAAGACGCUGUUGGUGGAGGACAAGGAGCACCAGGACCACAAGGACCAGCUGGAGACAAUGGACAACCAGGAAGACCAGGAAACGACGGACGACCAGGAGCUCCAGGAGCACCAGGAACUCGCUCUGUCGGACGUCCAGGAGCCCCAGGAGGACCAGGACCACAAGGACCACCAGGAGCACGCGGAAACGAUGGACAGCCAGGAAACGACGGCGCUCCAGGACAACCAGGACAGCCAGGACCAGACGGACAUCCAGGACAACCAGGAAAUGCUGGACCACCAGGAACUCCUGGAGCCGCUGGGCAACCAGGAGGUGAUGCUGCCUACUGCCCAUGCCCAUCCCGUUCCUCUGUUGUUCGUGCCCAAGCCGCUGUUGCUCGCAACCGCAUUGCUGCCAAGCACCGAUCUGUUUCUCGCAGAAAGGCUGUUGCCGCCAGAAGAUCCAAGGCUCGUCGUGUGGUCGCUGCCAAGCACCGUGCCGUUGCCAAGAGACACCGUGCCGUCCAAAAAGCUUAG
Caenorhabditis briggsae is the source of this 1011-nucleotide messenger RNA. RefSeq names its product Protein CBR-COL-129 (gene Cbr-col-129). Lineage: Eukaryota; Metazoa; Nematoda; Chromadorea; Rhabditida; Rhabditidae. The coding region runs from base 1 to 1011 and encodes 336 amino acids. The record is from RefSeq and is a predicted model, not a curated record. Gene Ontology annotation, molecular function: structural constituent of cuticle. The transcript is spliced from 2 exons.